Osmerus eperlanus (European smelt) is the source of this 4867-nucleotide messenger RNA. RefSeq names its product solute carrier family 25 member 51a (gene slc25a51a). Gene Ontology annotation, cellular component: mitochondrion. The transcript is spliced from 7 exons. The record is from RefSeq and is a predicted model, not a curated record. NCBI's taxonomy places the organism in Eukaryota, Metazoa, Chordata, Actinopteri, Osmeriformes, Osmeridae. Gene Ontology annotation, molecular function: NAD transmembrane transporter activity. The coding region runs from base 954 to 1838 and encodes 294 amino acids. Gene Ontology annotation, biological process: mitochondrial NAD transmembrane transport.
CUUUCAUUGCCCAAGUACGGUUCCAAUCCAAAGAACACAAGUCACCAAGAACGCCAAAAAUACCCGGAAAUUAUUUUUUGUCUGAAAAUAGGGAAUGGAAUACAUUACGUAACCAUCGUUUGUUUUUAUUUUUUACAGUAAACAAAAAAGAUGCACUGCUACACAUGGCGUUUUUGUUCGAAGAUGAAAUUACCAAUCAGAGACGAGAACUGGUUGGGAGGUCGUGACGAUGCAGAAUGCAAUGCGGAAAAGGGCGCUGUGCAAUACAAUAGCCUUGGUAGGCUAUAACAACAGACACGAAGGGCAUCAAAUAAAACAAAGCGAAAAGGUCCCACUUUGAUGGAUUGCAUCCAACGACAGGUGAGGUGUUUGCUGUGUAUACGCUACGCAUGUCGACCCACACAGAGAGGCAAACACACCAUCAAAGUAGACGCAAUACUUGAUGAGUUGCAAGCUUCCUGUCUGCUGGCCCCUGUCCUCCGUUGAAGAUGAGCAGCUGUCUGUCACUACUGUCACUGUGCCACCCCCAGUGUUUCACUGUGAAGCACUAAAACAUAUUGUAUAGGGUAUAGAAUGAGUUGACAUGUUGAUGGGCCCCGAUGAGUAACAGACAUAGCUGUCACAACCAUGGAAUGCCUUUUCUGUGACACCAGAUUAAAUCACAUCAGAGCUGCUGAUUAGCACACAAGUGCCGUGAGCGCUAGGACCAGUCUAACUCCUAGUUGUUAGACUGGUUUUCAUGUAAAAUAUGUUUGUGUUUUAGUCUGUAGUACUCAGUACUAAUUGAAUGCAUGGUUUUAGGACCUGAUUAGGGAGCCCCAAAUACGUUUUCUGAUUCAUUGUAAUCUUUUAUGAAUUUUGUGUUUUAAUGCCGGGCACCUGGUACAUGUGGAAGUGUGGCCAUGGAUGAGACUAUGGAGUUUCCCGUCAGUCCAGAGUGAAAGCAGUUCGCCAUGACCCCCCAGGCCCAUAACACAGAGGGGGCGUCUUGUGGCAGAGGACGGAUGCUCCUUCCUAAUGUAGACCCCAGGAAGAAGCACUACCUGUGUGGCUCCUGUGCUGCUUUCACCAACAUCGUGGUCACCUUCCCCAUACACAAGGUGUUGUUCCGCCAGCAGCUUUUUGGGGUGGGUGUGAUGGAGGCAGUGUGUCAGCUCCAGCAGGACGGCCUCAGGACCCUCUACAGAGGUCUCCUUCCCCCCCUUCUCCAGAAGACCACAACCGUGGCCAUCAUGUUUGGACUGUAUGAGGACUUCUCCCGUCUGCUGCCUCAACACACGGGUGCGCCAGAGCUCCUCACUCGCAGUGUUGCCGCUAUCCUAGCAGGCACUGCCGAGGCCGCCCUCACACCAUUCGAGCGUGUCCAGACCCUACUCCAAGACCCCCGGCACCACGCCCGCUUUCAGAACACGGUCCACACCUUCCGAAUGCUCCUGCAAGAGCAUGGCGUGCGCGAGUGCUACCGUGGCCUUGUCCCCAUCCUGCUCCGCAACGGCCCAAGUAACGCCCUGUUCUUCGCACUACGCGGCCCCCUCAAGGACCUCCUCCCCCAGGCUGACUCCCACGCCGCACACCUCCUCAGCGACUUUGUCUGUGGGGGUCUUCUGGGGGCCUUCCUGGGGGUCCUUUUUUACCCUCUCAACGUGGUCAAAUCCCAUGCCCAGGCGCAGAUCGGGGGCCACUUUCCAUCCGGAAGGGAGGUGCUGGCGGCCAUUUUGAAGGAGCGGGGCGGGCGGGUGGUGCUGCUGUUCCGCGGUGUGCACCUGAACUACCACCGCUCUGUGCUGUCCUGGGGCAUCAUCAACGCCACAUAUGAACUGCUGCUCAAGGUGCCCUAACUGCCGAACAGCACGCCGUGCAAAACCCUAAUAAUACUAAUAUUAGUUUCUAGUAUUACUUAUUUUAAUUGCUGUUCAAAUUAAUGAUGCCACCUAUCAAAGCACACUGGCAUAGCAAGAGGUGGUAUGAGUCGAGAAGUAUAACCCCCCAACCCUAACCCCCCUCCACACACACACACACAAGAUGGUAGUCUUCAGACUGGGGGGAGAUACAUAAUGAACUAAUGUCCUUUUGUUACCCAUAUAUGAAUAGAUAAUUUAGACUGAACCAUUGAGCCUACCUCAACUUGGUGAAAAAUUACAUAGUAACAAUGAUGGUAGUGGACAGUUUUCUACUGCAGGUGUGUGUGUGUCAGACUGAUCUGUUAUUUAUUUAAAUUUCAAUGUUCAACAUUUCAGAAUGUUCUGUGUCUGGAAUCUGCCAAAGAGUCAUUCAGGGCCCACUUUAUUGACAUGAGAACCACACCGUUAUUUCUUUAAUUAUUCCAGAUGACUUCAGCAUAUGACAACAUUUAACAUAAUUCAAAAAUAUUUGAUCUUACAUCUCACGCAAUCUCAUUACACACACUAAUAUAGUUCUCUGACUUGGCAGUUUUUCAAACCAGGGCGGUGUGACCUAUUUAGUACUCCUCUGAAUUACAGUUUUUCUCGAUUGGUUACACACAUUUUCUGAAUGCAUACCUCAUACUCUCAGAACUCUACACACAAAUCAAAAAAACACACACACAAUGGGCAAAACCCCUCACUUCUCCUACAAAAUUAAACUUAACAUUCAAAACAAUGUUAUUUAAUCUCAAAAUGGUAUUUUGUUUUAAAAUGACAAACACAGACCAUCAUAUGAAUAGACAUUUAUAAGAACCAUUUGAACACUGAUGUGCUCCAUGUAAAACACUAUGAUGAAUGGAAAACACUUAUUCUUCAUUCAUCAUAGUGAGUUAGGCCUUUUUUUGUUCAGUGUUACAUUUACUACAGACAGUACAUACAUACGUGUGUUGUAAAAUAUUUGAGAAUAUUGUUUUUAUACUCAGAACACAGAAAUACACGGUAACAAAUAUAUUUUACAUAUAUGUACACAGUGUACAUCCCAACCAACACAAAGUUGCACAUACAGUGGUUUACAUACAAAACAACUGAAUAAUUUACUGUAUAGUGUAUACAGUUACAUUAUUAUUAUUUUUCUUUGUAUUUGCCGUAAUUUUAUGGCGUUAUUUUCUAGGACCAUGUUCAUGAUUUCAGUUUCCUGUUCAGGAGACAGAAGGCGUUCCCGACCACCUUGUGUUGGUAAUCUUUCAGUUCUGACAAACAAAUAGUAAAAUACUGUAAAUACUGUGUAGGAAUACAAAGUAGGAAUACAUUUUCCAAAUACUUGAAACAUACUUUAUUUUACAGUCCUACAGAACAGUCCACAGGCAAUACUGUACUACUGUACUCAUUGAGUACUGUAUUGAUAUGCAGUAGGCCUACUGCAAUUACAUUUACAUUUAGUCAUUUUUGUAGUGAGUGUAGAUUUCUUACCUAUUCUCAUUUCGGAAAGUCCCGAUGAUGGAUGCUACAGUGUACCUGCUCAAAUUUGUCUGUACUCUUUGCCCAGCCUCCCUCAUUGUUAGACCAUGGUUGACUACAUGGUCAACCAAAGCGGCUCGGAUCUCAUCAGAAAUUAUGGUCCUUGGCCUUCCUCAUCCUCGUCCUCCCUGUCCUCCUCCUCUUACUCUCACUCCUCUGCCUCUGUUUCCAAUGUUGGCAUCCAUUGCUCAAAAACAGAAAAGUUCACCUGUUGCCCUUUUAUUCUAAAGCUCUGAUUGCUAAUUGUAAAACUGUGUGACAGGUGUUUGCCCAUGUGAUGAGUCAGUGUGCGUAUUUGAAUGGCCGUGUGUUCUUUGUGAAAACAAAAGAUUUUCUUCAUGAAAAUUGUGCCAAAUGCAAGGAAUUGUGUGUAGUGUUUGGAAAAAAGUGUGUGUUAGAACUGCAAUUUGAGUGUAAAGCAGGAAUUGUGCUUGUAGUUUAGCACAAUUGGUUCAUGGGGUUGGUGCAUGAGUUACAUGUUGUGGUCAUUGUGUCUCAAGUACCAGUAUUUGUGUGUAAACAAUUGAGAAAAACUGUAAAUGUAUACAGAACAAAACAACUUGUUGGCCCGUUCACACUGUUCAAUAGAUUUACUUUAAAUGCAUAAUCUGUAUCUUGGCUUUACAACACUAGAGUUAAAAUACAAAAUUGCUAUGAAAUAGACAAAUGGCAAGUAUGUCAAAGUGUAUAUGUAUUUAUUUAUAAUCACUAUUGACACUUGAUCUUAAGGACCAAAGGUGGAAGACAUUGACAAUGUUAUAAUGGGAUGGGGAUGUUUUCUGCACCUUAUUGUGUUGGUCUCCUGUGGCAACAAUUCUAAUGUCAUGUCAAUCUUGGCUGUGCUCUGUCUUGAUAAAGCACUUAUCUCUGUCUAUAUAAUCAGAGUGGAUGUUAGGUUCUUUGCAUGUUGUGUUUAUUUGGUACAAUUUUGGCUCGUAAUAAUAAUAUGGCUAGUAUUAUUUUACAGUAUUUAGCUUUGAUGCGAAAAGUGUUUUAUCAAAAUACUUAUGCCAUGUAUACCCAAGUGAGUUACACAAGUCUUUCAUGUUAUUGAAAUGUGUAUUAGUUUAAACUGCCUUCAAUUUGUGCCUUGCUUUUUUGCAGACACAUAUCAUCCCAGUAGUGGUUGGUGUGUCAUACAUGUAGGUUAACAUGUUUGUUGUUAUAAGUGUGAUAAUAUAAAGGAUUGUUGUCUGUGUACGGUAGACUAGGUUCCUUCCUGCUGCAAAGUGUAUUUAAAUGAAACAUUUAUGGAUUUCAUUGUAUCUUGCUUCUGUGACAAGACGACGCAAAUAUCUAUCCUGUCAACUAACUUCUUGAACAGUCAGUGUGUAUAGCACACAAACAGCCACCUAGUGGCCAUGGAAGUUCUUCCGAAAAACAAUGUGUUGAGCUGCAUACCGUACAUACUGGUUUACUAAUGUUGAAAUAAAUAGUUGCCUUUGGGCCAUGUCAUAAUGCUACAA